AUGAGAAAUAAUCAAAUGAAUUUAAAAAAUGAUGAGUUAUAAUUGAAAAUCGGUUAACUUACAAAUCAAAUAUAAUCUGACUCAAAUAAAAUGAACAAUAAUUGCAAUUAAAAUGGCAAAACACUUGAAAAUCCUUAAUUUGAUCCUGAUGAUUUCAUUCUUUCUCAAUCUUGUGAGAAUUCCAACUUAAAUUAUUGCUAAAACUUCAAUGGAAAUUACUACAUCCAAGAACAAUACGAAUAUUUAUAAACCUAAAAAGCUGAAACUGAAUCUAAAAAUGAUUAAAACUUAAUUUUUGACUUGAAAAAUCCUUAGUUUGAAGAUACUACUCCAUUUGACUAAGAUAUUUAUCAAUAAAUGUAUUUCUCAAAAUAAAGUCUAGACAUACAAUAAUUAAGAACAGAUAAUUUAAUUCAAAGGGAUGAAUAGUUUUUGGUCGAAAAUUCAAGAACCAUUGCCGACUUAUAAUUUUAAUAGCAAAAUGACUUCCAACCUCAAAAUACAGAUGAUUCUACAUUAAGCAAAACAUUUACAUCUUAAACUGAAGAAAAUAAUAGAACUACUCUAGAUCUAAAUUUUUUAAGCACCCAUUCUAGUUAAAGGGAUAUACAUUCAGAUCUAGAUGAUUCUAAUAUUUUACGUACCGAUAUUAAUCAAAUUGAAAUUGGUCAAUUUCCCGGUAAUUAUAUUUAGUAAUAAGAAUAUCCUAUUAAUACACAAGUUGAUAAUUAGUUCAACUAAUCCACAACAAAUGAUGAAUGUAAUACAAAAAGAAAGGGAAGACCUAGCAAAGGAAUUGUAUAUAAUGAUACCAAAGAAUUUGAAGUAUCGUUAUUGAGAUCUAUUUUCAGAGCAUUUAAGAAGAUUCAUAUUAGCAAAAAUGAAAUGUUCAAAUUUCUCCAAAGGUUACUAGGAAAUAAACUGGGGAAAAGUUAUGAUGAUUUUAGAUAAUAACUUAUGGAGGCAAAAUCAAUGUACCGAACUAAAAGUGAUGGGAGUGGUAAAAAAACUGCCAGUAAAAUAGAGAGUGCAAUUGGAAUGACUGUUGUGUAAUCCAUUUGCUAUUAGUACACUAAAGAAAAGAAGGAGGAGUUCUUCAGAAACCCCAUUAAUUAAACAGUAUUUUUCCACAGUAAAUAGAUGAUGCUGACAUAAUUGAAAACUCAAAAUAAAACCUACCCUGGAAGAAAAUCAUCAAACAAUAAGGGUUCCACAAAUUCUGAAACUAAUUAUGAGAUCAUUAUUGAUACCUUAAUCUCUUCUUACUGUAAGGGCAUCGUAGCUUGA
Stylonychia lemnae is the source of this 1287-nucleotide messenger RNA. The record is from the annotation of a GenBank genome assembly. NCBI's taxonomy places the organism in Eukaryota, Ciliophora, Spirotrichea, Sporadotrichida, Oxytrichidae.